GCAGCAGCCGCGACGAUGCUUGCGUUUAGACGAGGCGAGGCCUUCUUCUUCGACGUAUUGGAUUCCGUGUUGCGGAGCUGGGUUUCGUUCUACGGGAAUCUGUUUGCCCACUAUGGCGAUGAAGCUGGAAGUUGUAGCUGGCUUAGCAUUCCUUUUCUCGGUCGGUUUUCUCCUUCAGAUUCUGGGAUGUGCUUUAUACAAUAACUGGUGGCCAAUGCUCACUGGUCUAAUGUACAUAAUGCUGCCGAUGCCUUGCUUGUUUUUUGGAAGCGGCGAUUCUGGGAUUUUUUCUUCUGAUGGGGGCGACUGGGAAGACGCCGCCAAGUUCCUCACUGGUUUUUCUUCUGUUGGAAGCAUUGCUAUCCCCGCUAUUUUGCGACAUGCAGACCUUAUCACGGCAGGCGCUAUGUGGAUUGAAUUCAUUGCUUUCUUCGUUCUUCUAGCCACGGUGGUGAUAUUUCAACGCGUAAGUCAGGAAGACAAUUACAGUUAUUACUGAUGAAAGUCAUGGAUUGGCUCAGCCAUUUGUACAGUUCUUGUCUACUUAGAAAGGUGUUGAAUUGCCCAGUAUUAUUUCGAAACUCACUACAUUAGUCACCACAACAGUAACAUUUAGAUUGGGUUCUAGCCUUGUGUUAUGUUCAACAUAUAUUCCCGUUUUGGGAAGAGUUUCAGUCAAGCAUUUUUGAAAUCUUGUUAGCAAACAUUGUUUUAGCGUGAUGUGUUCCUGUAUCAAAGUUGACAUACACUUACGAAGAUUAUAUAGCCCUCAUAGUCUAUGGGAAUCCUUGCCCUCUGUUGUUGAUUAGAAAUGGCUCUGAGUAGGACAGCGGCAGGACAUUAGAUACAUCAGGUGUAGCAGGGAUUAGAGAUUUGAGUUAAUAAUUGCCACAUGUACUCAGCGCACCAAGAUGUAUCAAUUUGCUCCUUCUGGACUGCAACCCAUUGACGUUUU
Physcomitrium patens is the source of this 955-nucleotide messenger RNA. Its product is annotated as vacuolar protein sorting-associated protein 55 homolog. The record is from RefSeq and is a predicted model, not a curated record. Gene Ontology annotation, biological process: late endosome to vacuole transport via multivesicular body sorting pathway. Lineage: Eukaryota; Viridiplantae; Streptophyta; Bryopsida; Funariales; Funariaceae. Gene Ontology annotation, cellular component: endosome.